AAAAAGCAGAGAGAGGAUGCUAUACUGCAAGAACAGCGUUUUAAGAGUUUGCAACACCAGUUUUGGCUUUUGCAAAUGGAAGUGCAGGCCAGAACCACCCCACUUCCAGAGCCCACAUCAACUGAUCCAGAGCCUGUUGAAACUCCAGCUGAUUAUCAGACACAAGCAACAUCUCAGCAUGAGGGUUCUGGCUCAGCCUCCAUAUUAACAGGUCAGUCUGUGCAUAUUCAUCAUCCUAAACUGGAGAAACUAGCUGUUGAAGAUGAUGUUGAACAUUUUCUGACCACUUUUGAGAGAACUGCAGCUGCUUGUCGCUGGCCAGAGUCAGACUGGAUUUUCCACCUCAUUCCUCUUCUGACUGGUAAGGCUCGAAGUGCCUAUGUUAAUAUGGAUGUGGACGAUUCACUGCAAUAUGAGAAGGUCUGGAUUAAGGAGCAUAAUCCAAAGUCUGCUGCAGAGGCCGCCACCCUGGCUGAUGUGUUUGUAACUGCUCGAAGUAAGAGUCAGCCAUGGAGCAACAGUGCAUGGAAGGCUGCCCGAGAUUCGUGUCGGUCGCAACCCCCUCAGCAUCCUCAGAGGGUUGGAUUCCCACAGGAGAUUUUGACUGACCAAGGCACUAAUUUUAUGUCCACACUAUUGAAACAGGUCUAUAAGCUGUUAGGCAUCAGGAGUGUGCGGACAACCCCUUAUCACCCACAGACAGAUGGACUGACGGAGCGCUUCAACCAAACUCUCAAACAAAUGCUCCGAAAGUUUGUCAAUGAUACAGGGUCUGAUUGGGACCAGUGGCUGCCAUACCUCCUUUUUGCCUACAGGGAAGUUCCUCAAGCCUCCACUGGCUUCUCCCCAUUUGAGCUUCUUUAUCACCAUGAGGUGAGAGGCCCAUUAACCCUGCUGAAGGACUCAUGGGAGGGAGAGCAAGGUAAAGAGGAAUCGGUCAGUGUUAUUUCAUAUGUCAUUCAUAUGAGGGAAAAGCUUCAGCAGAUGAGUGAACUGGCACAGAGCCAUAUGGCAGCUACUCAGAAGCAACAAAAGACUUUGUUUGAUAGGAAAGCUCGCCACAGGAGUUUUGUCCCUGGCCAGAAGGUUUUGGUAAUGUUGCCAACUUCUGACAGCAAGUUGCUCGCAAAGUGGCAGGGACCCUUUGAAGUACAGACGAAACUUGGACCUACUACCUACAAAGUUUCCACACCAGGUCUCCAGCGAGGGAGUAGAGUGCUCCAUGUUAACCUUCUUAAGGAAUGGAUUCCACGCACUGAGAAUAAAACAGAGGGGUUGCUUAUUCACAGCGUGGAUGAGGAAGAAGUUAAUGACUACUUGCCUUCAGUAACAGCCUCUGUCCUGGACCUGAGCCAUCUCACCAGUGAGCAACAAUCUCAGGUAACACCUCUGAUUAAUUCAGACAUAUUUCAAAAGUACCCAGGUCGCACCAGUCUGGUGGAGCAUGACAUUGUUUUAAAACCUGAUGCAGCUGUGAAGCGUAUGAGUUACAGGAUACCAGAACGUUUCCUGGUGGAGCUAAAGGAGGAGGUGGACCUCAUGCUGUCUCUUGGAAUCAUCCAACCUUCAACAAGGAUACUGGCAAGUACCUCUCACUAAACAGUCUCAAGAGUUGACAGCAUUCCGUACUCCGUGGGGAUUGUUCGAGUUCACAGUCCUGCCAUUUGGUCUGCAUGGGGCCCCAGCAACAUUUCAAAGACUAAUGGAUAAUAAUAAUAAUAAUGCAUUGGAUUUAU
This is a messenger RNA of Oreochromis niloticus (Nile tilapia), 1736 nucleotides long. RefSeq lists its product as uncharacterized. The transcript is spliced from 4 exons. Gene Ontology annotation, biological process: DNA integration. Bases 76 to 1599 code for a protein of 507 amino acids. The record is from RefSeq and is a predicted model, not a curated record. Lineage: Eukaryota; Metazoa; Chordata; Actinopteri; Cichliformes; Cichlidae. Gene Ontology annotation, molecular function: nucleic acid binding.